UCACUGCUCAGUGAUGAUUGGCUAACUUCACUAUUUCCGCCUCCCCCACCCAUUACUUUAGAUGGAAAGGUCGCGUUGAAUUAUUGACAUUACCAACGCGUCUAAAAGCUCAAAAGACGACAACAACGACGAUUCGCAACUUUGCGAAGCCGGAGAGAAAAGGAAAGAGAAAGGAACGGCAAGCAAUAUGAACACAGUCGAGCGCGGAGCCAUGGGGGAAGAAAAGGAUAUAAGACUAGGAGAUGGGGAGCAUAGACAUGCUACAGAUGUGGAAAAAGCUGGCAACGAUGGUGGUGACAUGAUGGGAGGAACACCGUCCACGAAACCCGACCUACCUCCUCUAAAAGGCCUAUCAUUCCUCGACCGCUUUCUAGUAGUAUGGAUCAUUCUCGCCAUGGCCAUUGGCAUCGCCUUGGGAAACACCGUCGAUUCCGUGGGUCCCGCGUUACAAAGAGGAGAAUUCGUCGGCGUCAGUAUACCAAUCGCAAUCGGCCUCCUAGUCAUGAUGUACCCUAUUCUCUGCAAAGUCCGCUACGAAACUCUCCACCUUCUCCUCAAGAAACGCGAACUCUGGAUCCAGAUUGCAGUCUCGUUUGUGCUCAACUGGAUCAUCGCACCUCUCUUCAUGGUAGCACUCGCUUGGGCUUUCCUGCCCGACCGGCAAGACCUCCGCGAAGGACUCAUCUUCGUGGGCAUUGCACGUUGCAUUGCCAUGGUCCUCAUCUGGACUGAUCUGGCGGGCGGCGACGGCGAUUACUGCGCCGUCUUGGUUGCAUUCAACAGCAUACUGCAGAUUGUCCUGUUUGCACCGUUUGCCGUGUUUUAUAUCCAGGUUGUCAGUCAUGGGGAUAAGACGGAUAUAAGUUAUGAAAAGGUCGCGCAGAGCGUGGGUGUGUUCUUGGGCAUCCCGUUGGGUGCUGCGGUACUCACGAGAUUGGUAUUGCGGUCCCUGUUGGGAGAGGAACGGUACCAGCGCCGCUUUAUCCGCUAUAUCGCACCGCUUUCACUCAUCGGGCUGUUGUAUACAAUCAUUGUUCUUUUUGCUAGCCAGGGCGCGCAUGUAGUUCGGCAGAUUACGGAUGUGCUAAGGGUUUGCGCGCCGUUGUUGGUUUACUUCAUCGUCAUCUUUACGAGUACAGUUUGGUUUUGCUGGAAGAUGGGAUUUAGCUACAAAGUCAGUUGCACGCAGAGCUUCACAGCUGCGAGCAAUAACUUCGAGCUGGCUAUUGCGGUAGUGGUUGCUGUGUACGGGGCGGGUAGUGGGCAGGCGCUGGCGAGUACAGUGGGUCCAUUGAUUGAGGUCCCUGUACUGGUGCUUCUUGUAUAUGUUCUCAAGUGGAUACGGAAGAGAUGGCAAUGGGUCUAGACUCUAGACCUUGGUAGCAGUGUAUGAUGAUCGGAAUAAGACAUCCACCACCAUGUAAGCUAGCCGUUGAAUCGGACCUAGGACUCAGUCGUGAGGAAGGUACAUUUGGAAUGUUCCUUGAACGCUUGUGCUGGUGUGCCUUAGUGACAUGUUUGUCGGGACGGUUCAGCAAUGGAACGCUCUGUCGAGGUUCCAUCGUUUGUAACAAUCAAUGUCUAGCAACCAGUCAUGUACGAGCGGAGAACGUACCGAAGUUCUUUUCUAUACACUAAGCAUAUACACCAGCAUCAUUAGUCAACCACAACCAGUGUUAGACCAACGU
Alternaria alternata is the source of this 1688-nucleotide messenger RNA. RefSeq names its product arsenical-resistance protein ACR3. Bases 188 to 1366 code for a protein of 392 amino acids. NCBI's taxonomy places the organism in Eukaryota, Fungi, Ascomycota, Dothideomycetes, Pleosporales, Pleosporaceae. Gene Ontology annotation, biological process: arsenite transport; antimonite transmembrane transport. The record is from RefSeq and is a predicted model, not a curated record. The transcript has 2 exons. Gene Ontology annotation, cellular component: plasma membrane. Gene Ontology annotation, molecular function: antiporter activity; antimonite transmembrane transporter activity; arsenite transmembrane transporter activity.